AGUACCAUCCAAGAUUUGACAGUCCACCGUGCAACUCCUGAGGCUAUUCCGCGUCUCCAUGAGAUAUGCAAAUCAAAAAACCCAGCGUUGGCACAUGGGGAACUGCAAGAGAAAGUGCUGAAAAGAGAUUGGAAGAAGCAGAAACAACUGGCUGCUGAUUCCUUGGAGAAAAGGAAAUUGACUCUGAUGCAUGAGAUUGUGUCUGAUCAGCACCAUUUUCAAGAUGUGUUGGAACGAUCUGAUCAGGUUAUGGCUGUGGCAAAAGACUUGCUUGGGGACGUUCCUCGCACACGAACAGGUAGGCCAUCUUAUUUAUAUGCUCUUAAAGAAGUGGAAGAGGAAGCAUCCUCAAUCUAUCAAUCAGAGGAUGGACACCAUGAUUCUUUGAAUUUCAAAUCCAGCAUCAAUUCUAACAGGCUGCUUCGGUUACUGAGAGAAGAAAAUUCCUUGGUGAAUUCUCAGUUAUGGGCUGAAAAGGAUACAAGAAAAAAUAUCUUACAACAGGAAUCCCAUGUGCCUUUGACUCCAACAACUGUUUCUCGGUCACUGGAUCAGUCAGCCCUCAAUGCUACUGAUGUUAUCAAGAGAAUCCGUUCAAAACUCCAGAAUGAACAUGAAGAAGAGGCUGUAAAUGACACUGACACCGUGAGACAAGUAUUGAACCCGAAAGCAAGGAAUCAAAAGCAAACUGCAACAAAAAUGAAAAGAAAAACUUCACAGACCUCUGCAAGACAGGAGAGUGAUGAUUCUCCAGCUAAUUCAAUCCCUAUUGACCUUCAGAGGGACAACAAAUCCAACCUAGAUGUCCUUAACCACAUGAUACAUGAAUUGGAGCAUGAAUUGGAGGAAUAUGAGCGAUGUACAGGUCGUGAGAUUCAAAAAACUGAGAGAAGUGAAGGCCUCACUGGGUUUACCCUGUCACUGGUGAACGCUCUCUGUCGUUUGAUGCGCUACCUCAAAGAGAGUGAAAAGCAGCUGCAUGAGAGAGAGGUGAUGAGACAGAAGCAUGAGGAGAUGUUGAAUGAACACAGAGAACUGAUUGAUGCUCUGACUGCAGAAAUACUUCUAGUGAGGGAAGAGAACAUUACUCUGCAGAAGAAGCUUCAGCAGUACAUGACAGUAACAGAUGAACAGCUGACCUCACUCACACAAGCAUUUAAAGGCCUCCCUUUAGUAGAACCAAGAAGAGAACAAAGUCCAAACUAUUUUGGAAUUGCAAGCAAAGCUCCAGUGAACAGCCAAGAAAAACCUGAUUUGAACUAUUUUGGGCCUGGGGAUGGUGCAGGCAACAGGGUAAGUAUGCUGAGAUUCCCAGAGGAAGAGCUUCCUUUCAAGUUUCCCCAGAGGUCAGACGCUUCAGGUGGUGCAGGAGCUGGUAGAAGCUUCCCAUUUCACAUCUUCCAGCCAGCUGUGCUGCUGUCGCCCCCCCGGCAGAAGAGCAGUCAGGAAUUGUCUCCUCUCCAGAAUGUGUUUACAGCCCUUCCUCAGUCUCCUGACACUGAAAGAGAGCCAUGCAGGGAAAGGAGCUCACCUUCCUCCCUGAGAACACAGAGCACAAUUGAGGAAAACUGUCUCAUCUCUCAAAGGCAACCAGUUCCUCCUGCAGACAAAGACUUGCAGAGUUCCCACAAGAAAAUCAGCCUGUCCUGCUCAGGUGACACUAACAAAAACAGCACAGCUGAGGAGUUCCUUCAGAACGGUGAUCUACUGGGACAGAUAGCUGAGCAGCUCACACGACAAAACUCUCUCAUUAAAGCUCAACUGAGCGAACUCAGAGGCUUUACUGAAGACACAAGUGACUGCCCACAUCAGCCAGACCAAAUACAAAAUGCAAAUCCUGGUCCAGACCAUUCACAAGGACAGACUCGUCUCCUGGUAUCGAAGCGCUUGGAGGAAAGAAUAGCAGAGCUGAAUCGUCAGAGCAGAGAAGCCCAUGAUCAGCUGUUGCAGUUAAUAGACCAGCAGAAAUCAACUGCUGACAAUAUGGUCCCUCUGACAUCUCCUGUUCUGCCCCCACCCCUAAAUUGUACUGAAAACACAAGGAAGACAAUUGAGGUGUCCAUUCCUGUGGCAGUUGCUGUUGACAGCUCCAAAGAAGAUAGUGUUUCCCCUGCAAGUAUGACCAGUAUAAGAAGGUCUGUAGGAGACUCCAGCAAACCUUGUUCACCCCAAAGUGACAUACCAGAAAGUGGGAAAUUAACUUCUGUCAGCCAAAGGCCGAAGGUGGGAAAGCAAAAAGAAGAAGGCUGGUUUGCAUUGUCAACACACAUUAUGUAA
Messenger RNA from Merops nubicus (carmine bee-eater), 2277 nucleotides. It is a transcript of the gene SPICE1, whose product is annotated as spindle and centriole associated protein 1. Gene Ontology annotation, biological process: mitotic spindle assembly; metaphase chromosome alignment; regulation of centriole replication. Gene Ontology annotation, cellular component: centrosome; centriole; spindle. The record is from RefSeq and is a predicted model, not a curated record. The transcript is spliced from 15 exons. NCBI's taxonomy places the organism in Eukaryota, Metazoa, Chordata, Aves, Coraciiformes, Meropidae. The annotation marks the transcript as partial.